Molecule: messenger RNA, 1961 nt
Organism: Entelurus aequoreus (snake pipefish)
Lineage: Eukaryota; Metazoa; Chordata; Actinopteri; Syngnathiformes; Syngnathidae
Product: acyl-coenzyme A diphosphatase NUDT19-like
Exons: 3
Coding region: 378-1505 (375 amino acids)
Cellular component (GO): mitochondrion
Molecular function (GO): hydrolase activity, acting on acid anhydrides, in phosphorus-containing anhydrides
Source: RefSeq, a predicted model, not a curated record
GCGGAAAUGAGGAAUGAGGAUAGACGUGCUUGUGGAAGGAACGAGAUAAGUUGAGCUUUGUUAGCAUAGGUUGCUCAAUAAAAGUUUUAAAAAAAAUAGCGUCAGACAUGGGGGGAAUUCUUCCGGACGCUACAAUAUGAUUGUUCCUUACGGACCUGUGAGACUUGUGGGCUCUUCUUUUAUGUUUAAAAUUGGCUGUUGUUUCGUCUUCCAGCCUGUAGGUGUCAGUAUUGAAUCAUCAAGCCUAGCGAUGAGGCAGAAGCGGCUUCGAUACACCGAAAAGUAUUUCCGGUUACCGCUACCAAAACAACUUUGAUGGUGACUUUCAAUAGAUUCUUGUUCAAUUCAGGAAAAAAUAACUCGUUGUAUGUUUGAAAAUGAACACCAGGCUGAAGAACUGGAAGGAGGCGGCCACUCUUAUUUUAGCUGCGGGUCACAAGCUUGGCGCGGAGGGUUUAUCGCCACCUCACCGCUUUGACUACAAUGUUCUACUACUUAAACGAAGCCACAAAAGUGGAUUCAUGCCUAAUGCGUAUGUGUUCCCUGGAGGCAUGGCGGACUCUUCCGACUUCUCCAGCGACUGGCUGGACGUUUUUAAAGCUUUUACCAACUCUCCAUAUUUCGGUUUAAAGAGCGUCCAACAACCUCAUGACACCAGACCUCCAAUGUUUGCGACGGACAGGCUGAAAUUGGGCUCUCCUAUCCCGGGAGAAGUCGCCUUUCGAAUCUGCGCCUUAAGGGAGACCUUCGAGGAGUCAGGAGUGUUGUUGUUUGUGUCCAAAGACGAGGAGAUGACUUUGUUAAAGAGCCUUGAGGACAGACGCACCACAGAUGAAGUCAAGCACUAUAAAGUCAACGAGCUGUGCAGCAGUGAGCUGAGCAGGUGGAGGACUCUUGUCAACCAGAACCCGUCUAACUUCAUCACAAUGUGCAGGGAGCUGCAGGUGCUGCCCAACAUCUGGGCCUUACACGAGUGGGCCAACUGGCUGACCCCAGAACGUCGAUACGGCGUGAAGAGGUUCGACACAGCCUUCUUCAUCUGCUGCCUGCAGGACACACCUCACACCUUGCAGGACGAUAAGGAAAUUGAGCGCUUUCAGUGGUCAACGCCUCCUGAUGUCCUGCGGAGCUACCAGGCGCGCGAGCUGUGGAUCGCCCCCCCUCAGUUCUACGAGCUGAGUCGCAUGUGUCGCUUCCCUUCGCUGAUCGACCUUCAGAAUUUCGCUCGGCAGCGUUCCUCGGACGGCUGUGAGCACUGGCUGCCAGUUGUCUUCCAACAGGACGACAGCUACUUAUCAGUGUUGCCAGGAGACCGAUUGUACCCAUCAAACAGUUCUGAAGGGAGGACAGUAGAAACGAGCUUAGACCAGGAAAGUUCAGAGACAGCUCUGCAUCGCUUCCUGAUCUCUGACCCCUACGGUACACGCCUGCAGAUCAACAUCACACCAAAAUACAACCACCUGAUGCCUCUUGUCGGCCCCUUUGAUCCCAGCGCUGAACUUUGACCUGCUCCACAGCCCGCCUCCGUGAGCACACAUGAACAAUUACAUUGACAAAUGAUAAACAUAUUAAAUAUGUCAAAUUCCAAAUUGUACAACAUAACUCAGAGUAUGUUAUGAAACUUAAAUUAAUUCAAUAAUGAUGUACAGUACAUUAAAUUUAACACUAACAACUAUUUGCUUUGACACCUUUUAAUUAAAAAUACAAUCUUUUUUGUCAAAUAGUUUAGCAUAUUAUAAUGAGGGACAAGGGGUAGAAAGUGGAUGGAUAAGGUAAAUUAAAUGUGUUUUAGAAACUUUAGUGUAGAAAUGUAUCGAAGUGGCCCUCUGUGAAAAAUGUUUGGACACUCCUGAAUUGGAGGUUACUGUACAUUGCAUCCAUUAAAGAAGAACUGCACUUUUUGGGAAAUUUGCCUAUCGUUCACAACCAUGAGAGACAAGAAAACACAUUUAUUUUUUAGG